UAUACUAAUGCAAUAGCCAGCUCCAGACGUGCGCUCUCCAUUAUUGUUCAGUGUUGUGCGUUUAUGCAAACAAAUGUGAACCACAACGCAAUAACCUAUGUUAAAUACUGCCAUUUGAUCUAUCACAUCUUCAGAUGAUGUUGUAAGGGAUAUCACUGAUUACCUGAAAAGUACUAUUAAAGAAAAGCUUGAAAGGAUUCACAUCGACCAUGCCUGAUUCUCUAACCGGAAUCAAUGUCCAUAUUUGUCCGCCAGUAGAACUGGAUAUUUAACAAGGUUGACAGAGGUGGUAGCCUGCAACAAAUUGGUCCUUCGAGCCGGAUACUGGCAACAGCAAACAAUAUGGACACUGCAGCUAGUGAUACAGCGGAGCCUGUGGUCAGACCCGAGAGACAAAGUAAACCACCUUCACAUCUGAGUGACUAUGAGGUUGACUACAUACCCGCAGUGGACCCUCCUCCAAUCUCUUCUUCUCGCUGUCACAGCCAACAUAAGAGCCAAUCGAGGAAAACGUCCCACAGUAAAGCCAGCUCUCAUUCCAGAUCCAGUGGUCAUUCCAUUAUCUCUGGUGUGCAAGCUACUUCUGCACUCACAAGCAGUCAGGCAGCCAUGGUGGAUGAGAGAAUCAAGCAGAGGCAGUAUGAUAACCUACUUCAGCAGAUAGAGGAGGACACGUUGGCAGAAAUAGAAUAUCAGAGACUGCAAACACAAGCUAAAGAGGCUCAACGUGUUCAGGAAGAGGCUCUCAUGGCAAAGGAAGCACUAACUAACCAAUUAGAACGACGACGUAAGCUAAAAAAGGCAGAGACUGACCUAGAAGUGGCCAAACUGGUGAAUUCUUUGCUCAGCCAAGACUUGAGUGUGGACAAUGCAGGUUCUGAAGGAUCCCCAGACACAACCGUGCCACCACCACAGUCACUUCAUGCCAGCCCAGUCCAUUCUUCUGUAUCUCAGCAAUCUCCCAGCCCUGUAUUGUCCAUGAUGCAAGCCACGCAGACUGUCUCAGAGGCACAGAGCACAUCAAGGGGACCAUGCAUAGUUCAGUCACUCAAAACUCCUCCAUUGCCAUUACAAGUUCCAGCUUACACCGCACAGUUGUCCGCAUGGAGUAUGAGCCCAAGCCAGCAGCAGCAGCAGCAGCAGAAUCCGAUUCAGAGGACGAGGGAUCAGGGGAGGAUGAAGAAGUGUCAUUUACCGAUGUACAAGAAGUGCUCUCCACGGAACAAGAAGACCCAGGACACUUUACUCUCCCCCCUCACUUAA
Carassius carassius (crucian carp) is the source of this 1263-nucleotide messenger RNA. Its product is annotated as probable basic-leucine zipper transcription factor R. The record is from RefSeq and is a predicted model, not a curated record. The coding region runs from base 343 to 1263 and encodes 306 amino acids. The transcript is spliced from 3 exons. NCBI's taxonomy places the organism in Eukaryota, Metazoa, Chordata, Actinopteri, Cypriniformes, Cyprinidae.